GACACAAGCAGAACCUGCAGAUAAACUUUGGCUCUUCAAAGAAAACAGGGAAACGUGACAGCUGCAUGUGAUUAAAGCAGCAGAACAGAGUCUUUCACCAGCCUUACUCAACACUGAAACUGCAGAGCCAGCUGGAGGACUUCUCCAACUGCAGUCUCAGAUAUCAGCAGACUUAUGCAGCAUGCAGCGGCUGAAAAACACAUGCGGUGUUGUGGCUGAAACAUAUGACAGCAGUGACACGAAAUGACAGCUCAGGAACAGAGCUGUCAGGAUCAGUCAGAAGAAGUCGUGGCAGGUGGAGAACUGGAUGGUUAAGGCUUAUGAAAGCAUCGACAAGCAAAGGACACCACAGCCUUUGAUCCACCAAAAUGGCCACGCAGGAACCCAGCGAUAAAUAUAAAGCCGUGUGGCUGAUUUUCUUCAUGCUUGGACUGGGGACAUUACUGCCAUGGAAUUUCUUCAUGACUGCAACAAUGUAUUUUACCAGCCGUCUGGGAGACAACACAACAGCUGAGGCUACUGAAGACAACAGGAGUGUCCUGCAGGCCAAGUUCAACAAUGUGAUGACACUGUGUGCUAUGAUCCCUCUAUUAGUCUUCUCAUAUCUCAACUCCUUCCUGAUACAGAGAAUCUCUCAGAAGCUAAGGAUCAUGGGUAGUUUGGUCGCCAUCCUGCUGGUGUUUUUGGUCACUGCUAUUCUGGUAAAAGUUUCCAUGGAGCCACUGCCCUUUUUUGUGACCACAAUGUUAAAAAUUGUCAUCAUUAACACGUUUGGAGCUGUGCUGCAGGGAAGUCUCUUUGGCAUGGCUGGAACAUUGCCGGCUUCCUACACAACACCGAUCAUGAGUGGGCAGGGACUGGCUGGCACCUUUGCUGCUUUUUCUAUGAUCUGCGCCAUUGCAAGUGGCUCUGCUUUAACAGACAGUGCUUUUGGCUAUUUCAUCACAGCCUGUGCUGUAAUAGGUCUUGCCAUUGUUGCUUACAUCGCUCUUCCCAAACUGGAAUUUUACCAGUACUACGUUGACAAAAUCCAGAGCAGUCCUGCACAAGAUGAAGAGAACAAAAUGGACUUGCUGAAAAAAGAGGAGAACAAGCCAGGAACAAGCUCUGCUGAGGAGGCUAAGAAGAAUCCGUCCAUGGUAGACAUCUUCAAAAAGAUAUGGGUGAUGGCCUUAUCUGUGUGUUUCUGCUUCACCAUCACUAUCGGCACGUUUCCUGCGGUCACUGCAGAUGUUAAAUCCACCAUUGCUAAUGGAGGAGCCUGGGAGAUGUAUUUCAUUCCCGUAUCCUGUUUCCUGCUCUUUAAUCUGUGUGACUGGGCCGGCAGGAGCUUGACCGCUGUGUGUAUGUGGCCGGGGAAGGACAGUAAGCUGUUGCCGGUGCUGCUCCUGGCCCGCGUGGUGUUUGUUCCUCUCUUCAUGCUGUGUAAUGUUCAGCCACGCUACAACAUGCCCGUGUUCUUUGAACAUGACGCCUGGUUCAUCAUCUUCAUGAUCGGCUUCGGAUUCUCUAACGGAUAUCUGGCCAGUCUCUGCAUGUGCUUCGGCCCCAAGAAAGUGGCGAUGAAUGAGGCAGAGACAGCCGGAGCGGUCAUGGCCUUCUUCCUGUCUCUAGGUCUGGCUUUGGGGGCCUCCUUCUCCUUCCUGUUUCGAGGGGUCAUUUAAGGACGGCCAGUUCUCAUCAAGGGAAACACAAACACUCAUCUUUUACUGAAGCGCCUGCAUCUGCGCCGAAACAAACCCGAGUACCUGCAGUGUUUAUACAUCACCUUCCAGAAAAGAGCUCUACUGAUGGGUUUAUGGAUCAGUGGGACUCAAGCAGUGAUACUGAAGAUGGAUUAGCUUGUGGUUCUGUUUCAUUAACACAGAUUAAGCCUAGUCUUGGACUAAACUGCAGUGCUAAAGUAGUUUUCCUAUAGAAAAGCUGUUUAGUCCAGGUUUAGGCUGAAGCUGACAGUAUAUUUCAAAUGAAAAUUAUAUUUUAGGCCAAAAUGAGUCAAUCAUGAGCCAAUAUAGGUUCCAACUAUGACUGGCUUAAUUGGCUGAGUUGUUUUUUUUUUAAACAGUGGCUUGCAAAAGUAUUCAUACCCCUUUAACUUUUUUACAUUUUGUCACCUUACAACCUCAAACUUUUUAAUAAAAUGUUUAUAGAGAUUUUAAGUGAUGGACAACACAAAGUAGCACAUUAUUGUGAAGUGAAAUGCAAUUGAUACAUUGUUUUCUAUUUUUUUUUAUCAAAUAAAAAUCUAAAAAAAAAAGUGUGACGUGCAAAAGUAUUCAGCCCCCUUUACUCUGACCCCCUAAAUAAAAUCCAUUCUGCCUUCAAAAGUCACUGAAUAAAUUAAUAGAGAUAAUCCAGCUGUGUGUAAUUUAGGGUGUACUCACACUAGGCAAUCCGAACCGUGCCCGGGCACGGUUACCUCCCAAAGCACGGUUCGUUUGGCUAGUGUGAUCGCUCCGAACCGCUGAACCGUGCCCGCUUGGAGAGGUGGGCCCGAGCACGGUUCACUUGGGCACGGAUCAAGAUGACGUCAGUGAUGCGACGCUACUGUAAACGGAGGACGUUUUAUACACAAUUCUGCGUAUAAUAUUUUUGAAAAGGGUUCUAAAGAGCACCAUAAUGGUUAGUGUUACCCAUAAUAAAUUAGGACUACUAUCUACAAGUCCUAAACAACAAACACAUUUUAUUAUUACUUGAGUUUUAUGUUUCGCUCCUUUGGUCACUAUUUAUGUAUAUAGCAAGUACGUCUCUUACCUUACAGAUGAACGUGAAUUGUAGUCCGCGAGUAAAGCUGCAAAUUUCUCCCUGGACGUCUGCUGCUUGUGUAAAAACCUUCUUACACGUGCAGCACGAUUAGCAGUAAAUCGCUGUGUUGCACAAUCAAUGAAUCUCUGGUUCAGUUGCGUAUUUGCACGCCCAAAACGACUCCAGAUAAACAAAAACAACAGUACAAUCCUGAACUCCAUUGUUUUGCGCGCGCAUACUGUUCUUCAAAACAAAAGUCACCUGUUGAUGACGAAAGCGUGCUCGGGCACGGAUCGUUUAGCGCAGUGUGAGUGCAGGCCUGCGGGGGAGUGGGGAGGGGGCCGAACCGUGCUCCGGCACGAUUCAACCAAACCGGGCCUAGUGUGAGUACACCCUUAGUCUCAGUUUAAAUACAGCUGUUCUGUAUCGACCUCAGUGGUUUGUUAGAGAACACUCGUGAACAAACAGCAUCAUGAAGACCAAGGAACUCACCAGAGAGGUCAGAGAUAAAGUUGUGGAGAAGUUUAAAGCAGGGUUAGGUUAUAAAAACAUAUCCCAAGCUUUAAGCUUAAUCCAUCAUCCACAAAUAGAGAAAGAAUUCUAUAACGGUCACAACAAACCUACCAAGACAUGGCCAUCCAUCCAAACUGACAGAUCGAGCAAGGAGAGCACUGGUUAGAGAAGCAGCCAAGAGGCCCAUGGUCACUCUGGAGGAGCUGCAGAAAUCCACAGCUCAGGUGGAAGAAUCUGUCAGGCAAGACAGAACAACUAUAAGUCGUGAACUCCACAAAUCUGGCCUUUAUGGAAGAGUGGCAAGAAGAAAGCCACUUCUGAAAGAAAAACACAAGAAGUGCUGUUUGUACAACAAACAUGUGGAAGAAGGUUCUGUGGUCAGAUAAGAGCAAAGUUAAACUUUUUGGCCUAAAUACAAAAAAGUGCUUUGUGUGGAAACAUGGUAGUAAAAUAUAUCGUUCUACUAAGUAUUGAUAUAGGGGGAAUGAAUACCUUUGCACAUCACACUUUUCAGAUUUUUUUUAUUUGUAUUGAAAACCAUGUAUCAUUUUCAUUCCACUUCACACAUGCAAUACUUUGUGUUGGUUUGUCAAUUAAAAUCUCAAUAAAAUACAUUUAAGUUUGUGCUUGUGAGGUUUAAGGGGUAUAAAUACUUUUGCAAGCCACUGUAUUUGAAGCAAACUGCCAGCUAUAGUCGAAAUCUGAAAAAUGGCCCGGAACUGUUUCUGAACAUUCAGAAGGUCAGAAACGUGUUUAUUGGACAAAAAGGACAAAUCAGGGUUUAGAGAUCUACAGUUUGCUCACUGUAAUCCAAAAACCUUGCAUAUCCAACUUUGAAGAAAAAAAAACAUUUCAUUGCAGCAUUUCAAUUGGCUGACUCAUUUUAAAAUCUUGACUCAGUUUAAAGGACAAUUCCCAGAUUCACCUCGUCAUUGUGUGGAACAGCAAAAAUGGAGAUACAAGGUUUUUGUCCACCAGCAACACUAUUUCCUUUACACUGGGCACUCAGGACAUGAUGGUCAAUAAUGCUGCAUCACUCAGAGCAUGAGCUGCAUAGCAGUCAGUCAUAGAAAUAUACAGUUUUUAUAUGUAUUUAACCUUUUCUAAUGCUGAUUUAUCACAGCAUCAGCCUUUAGUUUCUUUACAUGAACAGUGUUGUUCGUACAGCAGCACAGCAUUAUACUAUAAUCAAUAUUAUAUUUAGUGUUUUAGUCUUUAUAGUGUUUUCAGUUCUGAAAAAAUGCACUUUCUAUGAAGGUGUCAUUUAUGUUAUGUAGCAUUCUAGCAUUACAAUCCUUUAAUAACUGAAGUAAAAUGUGAAUAAAUUCGCACAAUUAAAGCAUUCAUACUUAAAGGUCAUAUAAUGCCUUAUGAUAAAGUUUGUAAUAAAAAGAGAAAGAUA
Messenger RNA from Astyanax mexicanus (Mexican tetra), 4660 nucleotides. RefSeq names its product solute carrier family 29 member 1b (gene slc29a1b). Gene Ontology annotation, molecular function: nucleoside transmembrane transporter activity. Gene Ontology annotation, cellular component: plasma membrane. Bases 369 to 1664 code for a protein of 431 amino acids. NCBI's taxonomy places the organism in Eukaryota, Metazoa, Chordata, Actinopteri, Characiformes, Acestrorhamphidae. The record is from RefSeq and is a predicted model, not a curated record. Gene Ontology annotation, biological process: nucleoside transmembrane transport; uridine transmembrane transport. The transcript is spliced from 13 exons.